Molecule: messenger RNA, 8935 nt
Organism: Alexandromys fortis (reed vole)
Lineage: Eukaryota; Metazoa; Chordata; Mammalia; Rodentia; Cricetidae
Product: phosphatidylinositol N-acetylglucosaminyltransferase subunit A-like
Exons: 2
Coding region: 4370-5839 (489 amino acids)
Biological process (GO): GPI anchor biosynthetic process
Cellular component (GO): glycosylphosphatidylinositol-N-acetylglucosaminyltransferase (GPI-GnT) complex
Molecular function (GO): phosphatidylinositol N-acetylglucosaminyltransferase activity
Source: RefSeq, a predicted model, not a curated record
AGUAAGUUACAGCAGCUGGAAAACAAAACAUAACAAAACAAAAAACCCAGGAUGAACUCACUAGAGAUCGAAAGAAGCAGAUGUGUGGGCUGGACACAAAUAUUUAUUUAUGUAUCACAUCCACUCGCUGCUUGGAGUGAAUGUGCAGUGGGUGUGAAAAGUCAGAGCUGCUGCUCCCUGGUAACAAGAAGCUUUUAAAGAUGCAGAACACCUGUGUCACAGGGCCACUCAACCGACAGAAGCUCUAAGCAGUCAACUGUGCUAGGAUUCAUAGUGGCCAGCUAGUAUUUACUCACCUCUGAAUGGCAAAUCUAAUUAACUAUAAAGUUACUGGUCCCUAAUUUGAAAACAAAGACAAAGCAAUUUAUUCAUUUUUCUUAGUAGAAACACCGUAUUUGAAAAGAAGGAGUCCAGAAGGGUAAGAAGCUACAUAGAACAACAUCCUUUAAUAGUAAGAUUGAAGCUCAUCACGAUAUUGGCCACAAGUCCAGAUGAAAUCAUAUCACUUAGUAUCCAUUUUUGAUACCCUUAGCAAUAUGUGCUAGAUUAACUCUCUUUCACCAGAGCACAGUUACACCCCCUUUCAAAACUACACUCAUAAUAAAAAAAAAUUUACAUGUAUUGGUAACAGAAAUUGAAACUAGACUAUACUGGGUGGUGGUGGAGCACACCUUUGAUCUCAGCAGUCAGGAAGCAGAGGCAAGAAGAUCUCUGUGAGUUCAAUGCCAGCCUGGUCUACAAAGAGAGUUCCAGGACAGCCACGGCUAAACAGAGAAACCCUGUCUUGAAAGACCAAACCAAUCAAUCAACCAAACCCCUAAAUCUGCUAGAAAUUCCCUAGAAUCAUAAGCCAAAAUUCCUUGAUGUGUUCACUAUUUCACAUCAAUGAACUCAGUAGGAGAAGUAAUGAUGAAAUCAGCAGAGUGUGGAGAUGUAGCUUAGUGGUAGAGCACAUGCAAAUAAAUAUCUGGACUAAAGUUGUAGCAAAGAGAGACAGAGACACACAAACUGAGGAGAGAAACAUAUAGAAACUGUAAAGGCAACUGGGUGGUGGUAGCACAUGCCUUUCACAGCACUUUGGAGUCAGAGAUAAAUCUCUGAGUUUGAGGCCAGCCUGAUCUACAUAGUGAGUUCCAGGAUAGCCAGAGUUACACAGAGAAACCCUGUGUGGAAAAACAAAAAACAGGGUUGGAGAGGUGGCUCAGAGGUUAAGAAGAGCACUGGCUGCUCUCCCAGGUCUUGAGUUCAAUUCCCAGCACCUAUAUGGUGGCUCAUAAUCAUUAUAUAAUGAGAUAUGGUGCCCUCUUCUGGCCUGCAUAGAUAAAUGCAGACAGAACACUGUAUACAUAAUAAAAUAAAUAAAAAAAGAAAAACAAACAAAAAGGAAACUGCAAGAGCAAGAAGUGCUCUUAACUACCGAGCCAUCUCUACCACCAUUUAUUUAUCUAUACAGACUAAUAUGCGAAUAUAAGUAUGUGUCUGAAUAUCUGUUGUGUUGGCUAAUUUUGUGUCAACUUGAAACAAGCUAGAGUCAUUUGGUAAGAAGGAACCUCAACUAAGAAGGGGCAUCUUGAUUGGUGAGUGAUGUGAGAGGGUCCAGCUCACUCAGGAUGGUGCCACCCCUGGGCUGGAGGUCUAAAAAGGCAGUCUGAGUAGGGUGGCGGCGGCAAACACCUUUAAUUCCAGCACUUGGGAGGCAGAGUGGGUUCCAGGACAGCCAGAGCAACACAGAGGAAACCCUGUUUCAGAAACAAACAACCAAAAAACCAAACCAAAACAAGUAGGUUGAACAAGCCAUGGGGAGCAAGCAGCACUCCUCCUUGGUCUCUGCCUCAGAAGCUGGCUCUAGGUUCCUGCCCUGAUUUCCCUGGAUGAUGGAUUUCACACUGUAAAGAUGAAACACACCCUUUCCUCCCCAACUGCUUUUGGCUAUGGUGUUUACCACAGCAAAUGAAACUGUCAACUUUAAAAAUACUCUAGCAGCAAGAAAAAAGCCCAAUACCUAAAUGGUAAUUUGUAAUUCCAUUGUUUAAUAAAAGGAACUAGGGCUUCUUGGAGAAAUGGCCAAUCCUAAGGCUGGGCCGAGAAAUAGAGUCAUCAUCAUGUAGAACCAAAAAGAUGAGGCAUGUUAAGGGGCAGAGGCGCCAACUUAAAAGAUCUACAGAUGGCCACGGCUGGCACAAUCUCAGCAAUAAAUGACACAUAAUUAGAUAUGAGAAGCAUGGAAUAAAUUUAAAUGAGCCAGUGCAAUGUACAACUGAAAAAAAAUAAAUGGGAAAAAAGAAGAAGAAAGAAAUGGAGACAGAUCUUUCUCACAGAAUUCCACUUGAUCUAUGUAGACGAUGGAUCCAUCCACCACUCUAACAGAAAACCCUCCUGCUCUGGUUACUGGCUUCUAAAGAAUGGGUAUAGACACAAAAGAAGACAUAAGGCUGUCAUCACCAUUAAAUCAUUGUAAAAAUAACGUUCUUUUUUUUGGAGUGGGGGUGAAUGUAGGAGGUGGACUUGCUGAGAAGUCUAGGAGAGGGAGGGGGAAUGGUGUGUAUAUGAAAAGGACUAAAAUUCAUUAUAUAAAUGUAUGGAGCUGUCCAAAACAACUGGUUAGCAGUGGGAGAUCUUAUUAGAUCAGGAGAUGGGUAUGGCCUAGGCAGUUGUGUUUCAUGUCUUUAAUUCCAGCACUUGGGAAGCAGAGGCAGGAGGAUGGAUCUGAGUUUGAGGUCAGCCUGGUCUACAGAGCCAGUUCCAGGAUAGCUAACUUACACAGGGAAACCCUGUCUUGAAAAACCAAAAAAGAGAUGGGUCUGAGUAUCUUGAGCCUCCUGAUAUGUGAUCAGGGCAAUUCAUUUCUGCUGUUCUUCUCAAAAUCCCUAUGUCCAGACUAAUCAGCAGAGAAACUCAAGAUGACCAGUUUGGGCAACAUUCUUCAGGAUAUCUAGACAGAUACCUCAAAGUUGCUGAAUCUUGAAAGAUCAGACCUAAGAAAGGGGAGCCUGGAGACCAACAACUAAUCAGUAAGGUAAUACCCUGGACUGGGACCUAGAAGUGAAAGAUUAAUGGAAAAACUGGUGAAACCCAAAUAAGAUCCCCAGCUUAGUGAAGGGGAGAGAAACCAGAUGCUGACCUUCCUGGGGAGAUCCGAUGAUAAAGCUACAUAGCCUGGGGAACGGGAGAUUAGUCACAUUUAAUACAGCAGCCUAUGCUGUAGAGCGAAAUCCACCUGAUAUUCCGGCCCCAUCAGAGCUCCUGUCAGUAUGUCUGGAGAGCAAAUUACCUUUCAACUACUCACAAUAGUAGAAAGAGGUAUGUGUUGUAUGACAAAAGAUAACGUUGGUAAUGGGUUUUAUUUUUGAUUUUAUCAACAAAGCCAGUUUUAAAUUCCUGAAUACAAGCUAUCUAAAUGAUGCAAAAAUCAUACUGUUAGGAAAAGAAAUUCUCUAUGAAAUAUUAAAAAUCGCACCUCAAACCACCAAAGUCCAAGCGUCAAGCCUUCUAGGUGUAUUGAUGUAAAAAUCCUAACGGUUUGCAACAGAUAGCGUGACGAUCUUAGUAAAAGGAAAGCUAAAACAAGAAAUGCUUUGGGAAUGUGGAAGACGGCUUACCAGCCCAUUAGUUAGUGUUCUGUAGGAGGCAGGCCUGUAUUUAGAGUCUGGCACUCUGCGGUCCUCAAUAGCUCAAUAUUGUUUGGCUGCUUAUGAAGGGGAGGAGGGAACGAAUUACUAAGCGUCCAAACACAGCAAAAUAAGCUCAGAAGCAAGUUUUAAAAAUUCGCUUUCUAUUCAUAUUUUAUCUGAACAUUUAGAAUCUUAACUAUUUGAAAAUCUGAUCUUCAACCACGUGUAGUACACAUACAGAAAAGAAAAAAAAAAGUAAAUUUCACCUUCCGUUUCAGAAAUACAACGAAUAAUCUGCUGCUCAGAAGAGAACGGUACUGACAGAAUAUAUUACUCAGGCGUGUGACUAUUCAGUGUUCAUUUGCGAUACGGCGGUCUACCAGGCGUUCAAAACACAGCAAGCCCUCGGAAGCCAAGCCACCACGACAAAGACGACUGCCGACAUGCACCGCUACCUAUGCGGACUGGGGCAGGGACAUUGAUCCCUACGUUCCAACUUCCCUUCGCCGGACGCAGGCUUCUCUAGGAUCCGACCAAGACGUUACAGAGGCGGAAUGAAAACAGAGGAAUCUACACUGAAACAAGGUACGCAUGGAGGAAAGGUCUACAGAACAAGAGAGGUCAAGAAAAACGUAAAGGGAACUGAGCGCUGCUGCCCUUCAAUACGGAGAAAAAUGAUCACAGUAUGAGCUUCAGGUGGCAGAAGACACAUUUCUUAACCAGCUUUUAUUGAGAACUGAUUCCUGAACCAACUCAGCAUGGCCUGUAGAGGAGGUGGGCAUGGCCAGCCCCCCUCAGUGACCCCUUCCCAGUUUUCGACCCCUCGAAGUCUUUCCACCAACAGCACCCCAACACAUAAUAUAUGCAUGGUGUCUGACUUUUUCUACCCAAACAUGGGAGGUGUGGAAAGCCACAUCUACCAGCUCUCUCAGUGCCUCAUCGAGAGGGGGCACAAGGUCAUAAUCGUCACCCAUGCUUACGGAAAUCGAAAGGGCAUCCGUUACCUCACCAAUGGCCUCAAAGUUUAUUACUUGCCUCUCAGAGUCAUGUACAACCAAUCUACAGCCACGACUCUCUUUCACAGUCUGCCAUUGCUCAGGUACAUAUUUGUUCGGGAGAGAGUUACCAUAAUCCAUUCCCACAGUUCUUUUUCUGCCAUGGCCCAUGAUGCCCUCUUCCACGCCAAGACAAUGGGGCUUCAGACAGUCUUCACAGACCAUUCCCUUUUCGGAUUUGCUGAUGUCAGCUCGGUGCUCACAAACAAGCUUCUAACUGUGUCGCUUUGUGACACAAACCACGUCAUUUGUGUCUCUUAUACAAGUAAGGAAAACACUGUCCUACGAGCAGCACUGAAUCCUGAAAGAGUGUCUGUCAUUCCUAAUGCUGUGGAUCCUACUGACUUCACCCCAGGGCCACUUGGGAGGCAGGACAGCAGGAUAACUAUUGUUGUGGUGAGCAGACUUGUUUACAGAAAAGGGAUCGACCUGCUCAGUGGGAUUAUACCUGAACUCUGUCAGAAAUAUCCCGAGUUAAAUUUCCUAAUUGGAGGAGAGGGGCCAAAGAGUAUAGUUUUGGAAGAAGUACGGGAAAGAUACCAACUACAUGACAGGGUGCAUCUUUUGGGAGCUUUAGAACACAAGGAUGUCAGAAAUGUCUUAAUUCAAGGCCAUAUUUUUCUUAAUACCUCCCUGACCGAAGCCUUCUGCAUGGCAAUCCUGGAAGCCGCCAGCUGUGGUCUACAGGUCGUCAGCACCAAGGUUGGUGGGAUUCCCGAAGUCCUUCCAGAGAAUCUUAUUAUUUUAUGCGAACCUUCAGUAAGAUCUUUGUGUAAAGGGCUGGAAAAAGCUAUUUUCCAAGUGAAGUCAGGGAUGUUGCCGGAUGCAGAAAAUAUCCACAAUGCAGUAAAGGCUCUCUACACCUGGCGGAAUGUGGCGGAGAGAACCGAGAAGGUGUACGAGAGGGCGGGGAAGGAAGCUGUGCUGCCAAUGCAUAAGAGGCUGAACAGGCUCGUCUCUCACUGCGGCCCACUUACAGGCCACAGCUUUGCUUUGCUGGCUGUGUUCAGCUAUCUUUUCCUCAUGUUCCUGAGAUGGAUGACUCCCGAUUCGGUCAUUGAUGUGGCAAUAGAUGCCACUGGGCCAAGGGGAGCGUGGGCUCAUGAGUGUCCUCAUGAUACAAAAGAAGACGAGACUGACAAGGUAUACAAAGGCAGGUGGAAGCGAGUCUGAACUGUAAACUUUGGCAGUUCUAUUAACACAGUUGAAAAUAACCUUGUUCUUUUGUUUUUGGGCUUUGAUGUUGACUUGACAAAUCAUGCUAUCUCUAUAGCAUUUACUGUUUCAUUUGAGGAAAGCGAAACACUCACACGAUUCCUGAUCUUAGAAACUCCUUGUACUUCUUUAACUUUAGGGAGACUGGUUUGGCCAGUCAGGUAUGAAAGUUUUAGAUUACUGAAAUCCCUUCAGUGGAGAUGUUUUAACAUGACAUGUUGGGAGCCUUGGGUGCUGGGUUAAUUCUGGCCAGUUUUUAACAUUACGCCAUCAAUUCAACAUCUACCAGACACAUACAUACAAGCUUUCUUUAGGAAGAUAUAAAUAUGUGAACUAUUUUAAGUCAAGCUGUUGUUUCUUUAUUGGGUCCUGAUAUCAUACUCCUGCACAUGGGUCCACUUUUUUUUUUUUUUUUUUACUAUGUAUACAAUGAUAGAAGAGGCCAUGAGAUCUCAUUAUAGAUGGUUGUGAGCCACCACGUGGUUGCUGGGAACUGAACUCAGGACCUCUGGAAGAGCAGCCAAUGCUCUUAACCUGAGCCAUUUCUCCAAUCCAGCCAACACGUUUUAAGCACCUGCUCUGUAUGAAAUGAGGGACUAGGCAGUACCUGCCACUGAGGACUAGUUAAUGUGGAGUGGCAACAGUUACCAUGCCCCGAAUGCUCUGCUACUUAAUGUGAGGACAGUGCCACCAUCACAAACCUACUCAGUGCCUCUCUAACCCUGCUGCAUGCAUUCUCCUAAUUCUCCCAGGUGGACACUUCAUAUCAUGUGUGGAUGAAGAGAAUCUGCUUUUAAGUCCCAAGGACCAGUACCACUGCUGUGUAGGCUUAAAAAAUUACUUAUUGUUGUGUGUAUAAGAUAUGUAUGUAGGUUAAAACAAUGUUUCUAUAUACAGACCCUGAUUAUAACUGUCAGUGUAUGUGGAAACACAUCGUUCCACCCAGGUACUUACAAUUAUUUAAAGUGAAGGAAACAUUAGUGAACACUGAGGAAUUUUCUAAUAAGAUUGCAUUUUUUUUUUUUCCGAGACAAGGUUUCUCUGGGUAACAGUUCUGGCUAUCCUGGAACUCACUUUGUAGACCAGGCUGGCCUCAAACUCAUAGAGAUCCACCUGUCUCUACCUACCAAGUGCUGGGAUUAAAGGCAUGCACCACCAUCACCCGGCUGUAUUGUUUUUUUUUUUUUUUUUUAAAAACUGCAAUGCUUUUGAUGUUAUAGUUAUACACAUAAACUAAGGCUGUUAAAAUAUCUUCAUGACCAAAAAUAAAGAUGAGAAUGACAUUUUAAACAAACAAACAAAAAUGUAAUUGUUUAAGUUUUUAUUACAUUUCUUUAGCAGGUGUAUCUUGGUUGCAUGCUUGCUACAGAGCACAUGCAUGGUCAGAGGACACCUUGCUGUAGUCUUCUUUUUUUCCACCAUGAGGGUUCCAGGGACCGAACUCAGGACAUCAGGCUUGGAAACAGGUGCCUCUAGUCACUGAGCCAUCUCGACAGCCCCUAACUGUAGUUUCAAUGGGCAUUUUCCUAUAGAUUACUAAGACUGGAAUUUUUAUCAUUUGGUAUUUAAAUUACUGUCACAUCUUGUCUUCUAGUUUUUUCCUACCUUUUUUUUCUUAUCAACUGACAUCCUUUAAUGUUUUAUGUUUUAUAGGUGGACAACUUUCUUUUUUUUUUAAAGAUAGGGUUUCUCUGCAUAGCCCUGGCUGUCCUGGAACUUGCUCUGUAAACCAGGCUGCCUUCAAAGUCAGAGAUCUGCCUGCCUCCACCUCCUGAGUGCUGGGAUUAAAGGUGUAUGCCUCCAGUACCCAGCUGACUUCUUUUCUUUCUUGACAAAGUGCUAUUCUGAAAAUCUGGACCAAACUCUGAGAAGUAAGAGAUGUUUCCCUGUAUAAGUUUGGCAGAUUUGAAGAUCAGCAUAGGAGGCCAAAGGUUCUGGCAGAAUACUAACUGCUGGUGACAAACAGGUUGGACCAGGUGGCACAAGGAACCCAGUGUAAACAAACUGAGGUGAGGAGGUCCCAAGCCAGUAAGAACGGCAUGUUCUUGCCUUAUUCCUACAGCUUGCCACUCACAGUGCUCUCGGCUCCAGUCUGUUCCCAGCCAGCGAAGCCUUGUGCUUACUUCUCUAGGCUCAUCCACCAGCUCUUCUGCCCUUGCCUGCUGCUUCUCCCUCCUGUCUAUUUGAUCCUAAUCGCAAAGCAAGGCCAAACUCAGCAGUGGACCCGAACUAUACACUUUUUAAAUAAGUGAAGGGAAAAUGUAAACUAUUUCUCCCUUUUAUCAAAGGAAAAAACAAAACCCACUAUUUUUGGGGAAGGGAGGGUCAUUUUUAGUUUGAGUCAAUGUGACUCUCCCAGUAGACAAUGUGUUUCAGAAAUAUAUUCUAAUUGCUCUGGUCUGUCUCCAGAUAGAAAGAAGCUGUACUGGAUCUUAAAUUCAGUUCCAAAUGAGGAAAGCCAUUUUUCUGGCUAUUGAGAGAUUAUUCUGAGUUUUGUUUUUCUUUUUUCAUAUUAAAACUAAGGAUUAGAUUCUUAGCAGUCUGUCCUAACAACAGUGAGUUACAAGGGGGGCCACUCAGCAGAACCAAAGAUACACUUCACCCAAGAGUUCUUAUGAAGUGCUGGGUUAAGAACAAUCCUUUUUUUUUUGUUGUUGUUAAAAUAUCAGAAACCAUUUAUGAUUCUCUUAUAUAUGAUUUCUACAACUGCAUGCAGCUGGCUCACCAUACCGCCUUGGUUUCCUAUGUUAAAAAGCUACUACUAGACAAUUCCUUUCUCCUUUAAUGAAACAAUUUGACAGUUUGGGAUCACAGCUGCCAUCUGCCCCUGUGGAACCACCUGUCAGUCAAGCUCUUUUUACGUGAGUGAGUGGACAGCACGGGGAAGUCCCUUGAACAAAACAAGCCAUGAAAACCAACAACAAACUAAGACAGACAGACAGACAGAAAAUAAAGCAAAACAACUUCCGCCCCAAACUUAAGUUCUAAUUGCGGUUAAUUUUCUAAAGAAUCCUUCCUCUGGAAGACCCGGUUCUAGGUCAUGGCAUCUGCUGC